Molecule: messenger RNA, 851 nt
Organism: Dryobates pubescens (Downy woodpecker)
Lineage: Eukaryota; Metazoa; Chordata; Aves; Piciformes; Picidae
Gene: HOXA7
Product: homeobox A7
Exons: 2
Coding region: 88-750 (220 amino acids)
Biological process (GO): regulation of transcription by RNA polymerase II; anterior/posterior pattern specification
Cellular component (GO): nucleus
Molecular function (GO): RNA polymerase II cis-regulatory region sequence-specific DNA binding; DNA-binding transcription factor activity, RNA polymerase II-specific
Source: RefSeq, a predicted model, not a curated record
AUCUGGGGGUGUAAUGUUAUCAUAUAUCACGCUACCUCGUAAAACCGACACUGAAGCCUGCCGGACAACAAAUCACAGGUCAAAAUUAUGAGCUCUUCGUAUUAUGUGAAUGCGCUUUUUAGCAAAUAUACGGCGGGGGCUUCUCUUUUCCAAAAUGCAGAGCCUACUUCUUGCUCCUUUGCAAGCAACUCCCAGAGAAGCGGCUAUGGACCAGGCGCGGGUGCCUUUGCCUCCUCCAUGCCCGGCUUGUACAAUGUGAACAGUACCAUAUAUCAAAGCCCGUUUUCUUCCGGAUACAGCCUGGGCUCUGAUGCCUACAACCUGCAUUGUUCCUCUUUUGAUCAGAACAUUCCCGUCCUCUGCAAUGAGCUAACCAAACCCAGCUGUGAGAAAGCGGAGGAAAGCAACCUGCACAACCAGGCUGAGCCUAAUUUCCGGAUAUACCCCUGGAUGAGGUCUUCAGGUCCAGAUAGGAAGCGAGGGCGCCAGACCUACACUCGAUACCAGACCCUGGAGCUGGAGAAGGAAUUCCACUUCAAUCGUUAUCUGACUCGGCGACGGAGGAUAGAGAUCGCCCAUGCCCUCUGCUUGACGGAAAGGCAGAUCAAAAUCUGGUUCCAAAACCGGAGGAUGAAGUGGAAGAAGGAGCACAAGGAAGAGAGUUCCAGCACUCCGGCUCCCAACGAGCCCACGUCAGCAGCAGCCUCUGUUGAGAAAGUGGAAGACGACGAAGAGGAGGAGGAGGACUAAGGAGUCCCACUCGAGGAAGCGAUCUUAGUAUAAUGUAUGCACAUGACAGUUGGAAAAUCUCCCUUUAAAGGAAAGAAAAAGGAAAAAAAAGAGAGAGUCUC